This is a messenger RNA of Corvus hawaiiensis (hawaiian crow), 2080 nucleotides long. RefSeq lists its product as uncharacterized. Bases 157 to 1632 code for a protein of 491 amino acids. The record is from RefSeq and is a predicted model, not a curated record. NCBI's taxonomy places the organism in Eukaryota, Metazoa, Chordata, Aves, Passeriformes, Corvidae. The transcript has 2 exons.
UCAGCCUGACUUGACUUCUUUCUCCGACAACUCUUUCAGGUUGCAGCUGUUGACACCGCUCCUCCUGAAGGACAGCGAGUGGCACGCCGCACCGGUGAGCACCGGUGGUGAGCUGGGGGCGAGAAUUCAGAGCCCAGACAGUUGGAGACAGCGGAGAUGGAUCCUGCACCAUCCGCCCGAGCCAUCGCCAGAAGUCUGCAGCUGGUCAUCAUCUUGCAGCUGCUUCCCUGGCCUGUAUCGCUGUGGAUUGUUCCCCAGCCGGCAGCAAACGUAUGGUCAGUCCUGGCACGGACCAUGGGUCAGGACCACAUAUGUUUGUCCACAGCCGCGGCCCAAAACCCGAUGGCUACAUGUCUGGUAGGGAUCCCUCUUGAGCGAGAGGAGUUUACAUCUCUCCUUGAAAAGCUCAAAGCCGCGCAGGCUUUGACGACGCCCGCAAGUAAAGCUACUGUCGCCAAGCCACCUGUCAACCUGCACUGUCCCCGGGUACCCUAUCGGAGACGGCCCCCUUUCAGCUGGCACCGCAGGGGGAAACGCAACACCGAUAACCCCCUGGAAAAAUGGCUGCCCCAGCUCUCGAGGACCAGUAGUGAGCCCCAAGAGCUAGAUCUCUUGGGAUCCUACCCGGCUCACUACUGUGUCCAAUUUCAAUUUGGGUUGUCCCCGGAUCGGGAGGCUUUUAAAAACAUAGCGCCGAACCGUCGUGACUAUGGGGCAGACAAAUGGUGCCUGGCCGUCAGCGGGGUGACCACUGACAAUCCCCAUAGGUCACAUCCGAAAGGGUUACCCCAAGGACUAUUCCUUAUUUGCGGUGACAGGGCGUGGGCAGGCAUCCCUUCUCGCCUGUUAGGAGGCCCUUGUACCAUUGGCCGCUUGACGCUGUUGACGCCCAACCAAACUCUAGUGCAUGAUUGGGAAAGGAAAAGAAAUAGGACUUCCGAAUUGGCAAUUCAAAAACGUGAACUUUCAAAUCUGGACCAAAAUUGUGACUCGGAAGUUAUUCAUUGGGCCAGACCAAAAGGGGUUGCAAUCUCCACGUUAUUGCCGUGGGUGGCUGCAGCCAAAGCCUUAGGGGAAUUAGGGCAUAUGGAAUGUUGGGUCGUCAAACAAGCAAAUCUUACUUCAAGUGCCCUGAGUGACCUCCUAAAAGACGAGCAAAUAACCAGACAAGCCACCUUACAAAACAGGGCCGCUAUCGACUUCCUACUCCUCCUCCAUGACCACCGGUGUGAGGAGUUCGAAGGGCUGUGCUGCCUAAACCUGUCAUCAAGAGCGGAGAACAUCCACAAGACUCUCGACAAGAUGCAGGCCAUGGUGUUGCAGAUCCAACGCGAGACGGGUGAUUGGCUCAGCAGCAUCCUCAACGGGUGGGGACUAUCAGGAUGGACAGUGUCUAUUCUCCGGACCGGACUGCUUUUGUUUUUCGUCUUUUUGGUUACCCUGGUUAUGUUCGGACUCCUCAGAAGACUGUUGUUUAAGUUGAUUACAAGCUCCCCCUCCCCCGUGGACAUUGGCCAGGCCGAAGCUCUCCCGGAAUCAGAGCACGAGCCCAUGGCCCCAGAGUUGCAGUGGUUUGGGGACUUAUAUCCAGACUCUGAGUAUUGUCCCCAACCUGAAUUUCAAUCAUCAUAAAAAACAAAAAAGGGGGAAAUGUGGGAGUGUGUUAUGCUUUGGUUCAGUCCGGGUCUCCCCUCGAGUUUAGUAUUUUAUAUCCACCCAGUUUAUAUCCUCCCAGUUCGCUGUCAAUUACCCUAUUUCCCUCCUUUGCCUCCUCCCUGGCCCUUGCCAAUCGUGCUGGCACCCUGCCCAGGCUUCUAGAAAGUUCUGGCAGGGGUGUCGUGUGAUUGGCUAGGAGAAAAUGAUCCCUCCCUUCCUUUCCCACGGUUGGUCCCCUGAUGCGCCUUUCAUUCUGUUCACCACACCCUUCCCUCCUCUGAUUGGUUAUUCCUUUGAUCCCUCCCUUGUUACCAGCCCCCCAUAAAACCUCCCGCAAGUGCCUUCUGAGCUCGCUCAGAGCUGGGUAUUCCUGGGAGGUGGGACCUCGUCUCCGAGGGCUCAAUAAACUUCCAGUUUUAACCCA